Messenger RNA from Gasterosteus aculeatus aculeatus (three-spined stickleback), 4778 nucleotides. RefSeq names its product un-named hu7912. The record is from RefSeq and is a predicted model, not a curated record. Gene Ontology annotation, biological process: cell-cell junction organization. Gene Ontology annotation, cellular component: plasma membrane; apical junction complex. NCBI's taxonomy places the organism in Eukaryota, Metazoa, Chordata, Actinopteri, Perciformes, Gasterosteidae.
CCCCUCCAUCAAUAUACGAAUUCUCUCUCUCCCUCUCUAUCACACACACACACACACGCACACACACACACACGCACACAUACGCACGAAUACGCGUAGAGCUAUAAGCGCCUCUGAGAGGAUCGCCCGGUGAAGUACACAACAUGUGAGGCGGAGGACGAGUGAUCUGCUGCGGGAGGCUGACGGGAGGUGCGGGAGGGGGCCGAAGCUGCACCUUGCGGGGAAAGAGACAUGCUCGCCGCAUCCGAUCCACCAAACGGCGAGGCGGCUGUGGUGAUCUUGAAUUACACUGAACGGAGAGCAUUGCUGUUCCUUUAAGAUGACACGAACGCAUGCCCCUGAUAUACUGGCAUCAACUCUAUAUGGUGACUUUCCUCUAAAUCCCCUCAGCGACCACUCCAUUUCUCUCCACUCUUCCCGCCAAUGUGACUUGAAAAUGAUAGACAAACCAGAAAUCGUCAACAAAAGACACUGCCGUAGCUUCGACUUCAUCGAGUCACUGGAUGAACCGCAGUCCCUCGCUUCCUCGAUGGAGUACCCUUAUAAGAGGGUGGAGCAACAGACAUUAAACAAAGAUCUAAUGCGGAAUGGACUAGAUCAACCUGGGCACCUUCGCUUUUCAUCUCCCGAUCUGUUCAACACCAGACAGUUGCAGCAGCACACCACGCAGGAUAAAACCAGUCAUCUUACAUGGUCAGACUCUAAAAAGAGAACAAGAUCUAGAAGCGCUCCAAGAUUUAAAUCCACCCUUACUGCUGUGCCCAUCUCCGUGUCCCCUCUGGGAGCCGGAAAGGGGAGGGACGGAGUUCAGACUGCGUCAGAUACCUUCAGGACUUCUGAAACACACGGAGAAUCCUACUCCUCGAACAAGGCUUUUUUGAAUGAGGUGCAUCCUAUCAAACUGCAGCCUCAGACUCCCCUCUAUGUCUCAGACUGUUUUGAGGAGGGUAAACCUGAUAAACCAGCCAUAACCCCUCACGUCAGGUGCCGGGUUGACAUUAAACCAGAUGCUGCUGUACUGCAGCACGCGUCUAGGCAGGUUCCCAAUGUACGAACUGAGAAUCCUUGGCAGCGAUACUCCCAGGCCAGCAGCAGUAGAGGUUUGUAUGUACCUCGACAGAUUGUGUCCUCACCAACGCCCACUGCAAGCGAGUGCUACAGUGGAGAUUUUAGACAAGGAUAUCACUAUACCACCAGCAUGUCUCCUAUCUCAUACCAGCAUGUAGACACGCACAGAAUGCCUUCACCAACAGCACCAUAUCUCAGUCAAGAUCAAAGAGCUUACUCAAAUCCUAACAUACCUACCAAGUUUUUCUAUACAGAGGACCCAAUUCGGUACCAAGUCCAUCCCUAUUCUAGAACAUACUUUCAGGAUGACAGGUCCAGUCUCACCAGCCAUGGCAGUACAAUGAAUAGUCAGUACGAUCCAAGGACUCGAUGGGUGCACACCCUUCCCGUCAGGUCGUAUUACACAGAAAAUGUUUCCAACAGAGAGCCAGCACACUCGGUGUAUAGUAGGCCUUACUCCACCAGUGAAUCGGGAUCAUACUUUUCUCAAACUCCACUGUCUAGACCUUACUACAGAGAGGACAACCAGUCCAAUCCAUACUAUAUGAGUAACUCAAGGCUGUUUUAUUCCAAACCAUGCUCUCCUGAGGAGCAAUACUUUCCAUCAAGGCCAUACCAUACGGAGGGUCGUCGACGCCCUCGAAUGUCGCAGGCCUUUUCAGAUGACUGGUAUCGCUCAAGUAUAUCUGGUUACUCUAACCAGUCUUCUCAGCACACACCACCAAGAGUAAAUCAAGACCCCAGUUUACCCCCAUGGUUUACUAACAGCUGUUUGGAAACAGGUAGAUUAGGAGCAGAGGUCAGAAACCACUCAAAGUCAUGGGACAAUAUUCUACAUCCACGGUACGAAAGACAGCAAUCGGUGCCUCGUGGUCGAAGCUAUGAGAACCUGUUUCACCAAGCAAAGCAUGCAGCACCCUCUGACAUACAGAGUCAACCUGUCAUACUUAACCUAUCAAGUUCACCGAGACGCUACGCUGCCCUUUCGCUCUCGGAAAGCUCAUUAGAGAGGGGCUCAAGCAAUCCGUGGGGAAAUACCAAGAGUGGGCACUGGUUUGUAACUCCUGAGAUCACCAUAACAGAUAAUGACAUAAAUGCAGGUAACAGCAAGAGGCGCGAUGUCCACUCUGUCAGCUGGGAUCUCGCGGACGGUGAAAAGAUACAAUCUCCAAGAGUAAUGCCUCACAAGCAGUCACAAAAUGCACAGGACAUAACCAAAGAAAGGAAACACAACAACUUCUCCCUUCAGCAGAGUUUGGAGCAACUUGACGAACUCUUAGCUGAUUUGGUCGUUGACUACAAACCACCAACAAGCAGAAAGUCUAGCGUGGACCUUCUAGACCAGCUGAAGAUGCUAAUCACUACAGAUGACAACAAAGACAGAGGAUGCCCGAACAAACAGCUCCCAUCAUCUAAAUCCAGCCCUGACACAAUCAAAGACCCCGAUAGUGGGUUUGAUGCUUUACAAAGAAGUGCAGAAGAAUGUUCUCCAGACCACAGUACAGAUGAUGACGACACUAUGGUGUGUGCCAACAAGAAGUGCAACCGGAUUGAAACCAUGUUCAACGCCUGCUUGUACUUCAAAUCGUGUCACAGUUGCUACACCUUUUACUGCUCACGAAACUGUCGCAGAGAUGACUGGGAGAUCCAUAAGGAGACCUGCCUGUAUGGCCGUGUCAACAGUGUGUGUCGACGUUCUCUUAAGUUCUGCAGAGAGAAUGCAGAGAUCCACAAAGCCUUCUCUCGGGUUGCCAAAGCUGGCUAUCUCUCCAGAGGGAGAGGCGUUCUCUUUCUGGGUUUUGCUAAUCCGGAGACAGCUGACAACUUCCUGCAAGUUGGACUGGAGAGUCUCCUCAUGUCUCCCACAUACUUAUCCCUCAGAGAGCUGGACGGCUUCAAGGACAACCUAGGGGAAUACUGCAAGGAACUGCAGCAGGCAGGUGACGAGUAUGAUCCCGAUGAAUGUUUCCUUCUGAAUGUAUCCGUAGCAGUUGGUGAACUUGUGCCUAACAGACCUUCGCCGAGGGUCCCAGCACCAACAGUUCGAAAAUAUGCAAAGGUGUCCUUGGCCUCCUCAAGCCCUGACAAAAAGGUACUCAGGAAAGAUAGUGAAAUGGAAACUCUCAUCCUCACUCCGCCCCCAGGCACCCCGGACAUUGACAAGGAGGGAGAGGAGGGUAGGAAAGCCAGAGAGGUGUGCUUUGUUAAUAUCCAGCGUGAGCUAAGGACCAGGGGAGUCUUCCUUCGUCAUGAGAACCCCAGAAUCUAUAAUCAGCUGUGUGAGUUUGUGGAGAGCAACAAAAGGUUCACUCCAACUACAAUUUACCCAAUUGAUAAAAGAACAGGGAAACAGUUCAUGUGCAUGAUCAUGGCUGCGUCCGAGCCAAGAACACUGGACUGGGUUCGUACCCCUCAUCUCUUGGAUGAUAUUAUAUAGAACAGCACUAAAUAGUUACCAUAAUGAUGUCAGCUACACAAAAUAUACACACUGUAAAUACAUGGUGUCAUUCAGCAAAUUGAUAUGGAAAUGUGUGUAUGCCCGUGACCAAUCUCUCCUACUGUUAUUUCUGCGUUGACACACACACAAACACUUGUUCACAUAACACUUACAGUAUAUAUUUACACUUUGUUUUUGGCUUGUUUUGAUCCUUUUCCACUCAGACAAGUUAACACCCUGCAUGUAGACUAAGACUAAGUUACCCAGGUGUUGGAAAUGUGAACAUGAAUGAUCUGUGCAGUUUCUGCAGACAAUGUCUGGAUAUUUAUGAAAUAGACAUUGCAUUGUUACAAUAUAAUAGUAGGUUCAGCCAGGUCUCAUGUUGUUACCAUUAUCCAUUAUGGAUUUCUCCAAAAAAUGUUAUAUCAGACAUGUAUAUUAUAACUUGUCAGUGGUUGUAAUAUUACAACUGUUUAUUUGUACUUAAGUAUAAUGUAGUCGUGAGUCGAGUAUAUUUUGAUUUCCAAUGUUAUUAUUGUUUAAUAGACAAAGACAAACAAUCAAACCACCUAUUUGUUUCGGACUUAAUUAAGAAUUUUAAUUGUGAUAACACUUGAUGUCAUUCUUGUAUAAACUGCUUUGUUUAAAAGUGGCCUUUAGUUGGAAGAAAAUGCAUUUGACAGAAAGCAAUGUAUAGGUUUAGCUAUUUCUAAAGGCUUGACAGUUAACUAAGAUUGUUUGAACUACCAUUGUAAAUUAGCUAUUUUGCUCAAAGCAUGUUAUUUAUAUUCAGGUAUUUUAAUAUGGAUAUUGCUUAUAAUUAUAUUUAUCAUUUGAUGCUUAGACAAAAUAUAUGGAUAUAGAUAUCUAUAUAUAUUGAAUAUUAGAUAAUUUGAACAUCAUGACCUUCAGACCUUCUUGUGACUAAUACCACAGUAUGCUUUUAAACAAUAUGCAAUAAAAGAGCAAACUUAAUAUCUAUAUUGUAAAAUCCUAUUUUAUUAUUAAUAUUAAACAAUUGCCUGGAGCCAAGAGCUGUAAAGACCUUGUAUGCACUAAAACAUAAAUUCUAAAAUGAGAAUGUUUCUAACACAACUGCAGCAUUUAACCGGGAUGUGAUGAUAUGCCUGCUUCCAUUGCCAGUGUUAACUAAUGUGUUGAGGUUGCUCUUUUACUUGAUUCUAUAUCUUUGUAAAAUACCUUCCUUAACUUUCUAUUUUGUGAUGUUUAUAACCCAUAUAUAAAUAUAGAAUAAAUGGAAUUCAACAAGUGA